Messenger RNA from Ostrea edulis (European flat oyster), 1472 nucleotides. Its product is annotated as hyaluronan-binding protein 2-like. Gene Ontology annotation, molecular function: signaling receptor binding; endopeptidase activity. The coding region runs from base 100 to 924 and encodes 274 amino acids. The transcript has 5 exons. Lineage: Eukaryota; Metazoa; Mollusca; Bivalvia; Ostreida; Ostreidae. The record is from RefSeq and is a predicted model, not a curated record.
UAUAGCACUGCAAGAAUUCGAUAAGAGAACUACCGUAUGUGGUUGCGAUGCAUGGGACAUCUAUAUUAAAUCCGACUUCAUGAUUAUUUGUUUUUAGAAAUGGGUUAUGAAAAGAUUCUUAUUUCUAUAAUGUGGCUUGUUUCUGUGAAAGCAGGAAGUCGGCUACUCGGAUUCAAUUUCAAAAGUGUGAGUCCAAUGGGACAGAAAGAAUGCCUUAAAGUUUGUCAUCGCUAUACGGAUUGCCUCUCCAUAAACUUUAGCAGAAAUCGUCUUUUAUGUGAGUUAAAUUCUCGGCAAAAGUCUGGCACUGCCACUGUGACAGAGAACAGCCCUGAAGCGGAGGAUUUUAUCUACAUCCCCCGACAGUCAAUACCACAAGACGUGAUAUCUCAAACAGGUGCCUGCAGCAGUGUAACAUGUCCCGCUGGACACACGUGUUUCGCCUUGCAAUCCAAUAAAGCAACCUGCAUAGUUACAAGAUGUGCAGGAGAACCAGGUCCGGUUUAUUAUGGAUACAGCAGUCCCUUACCUGGAAACCUGAGUAGCAAUGGUUCCUAUACAACAGGACCAAGUGACGUAGGGGAAAAUAGAUACUACACAUGCGCACAAGGAACAGUUCCAGUCGGCGGGAAUAGUGUCAAGUGUCUAGCAAGUGGGAAAUGGGAAAUAUCAAACUUUACUUGCCAAGUAUGCACUGAGUCGACUGAUCCCAAGGGACGUCAUUACUGGGGGACCAAGAACGUGACGACGAACGGCCUUACAUGUCAACGCUGGGAUGCACAAUCGCCUCAUUCCCAUAGUAUGCCUAACUCAACUGCAGAACGGGAAAACUAUUGCCGUAAUCCGGACGGCGAACCGCGACCUUGGUGCUACACAAUGCAGGUCGACGUCAGAUGGGAAAUUUGUGAUAUACCUGUAUGUUAAACAUCAUCAAACCAUCUUGUAAAUGAUUUACCAAUUUCGGAUAUGUAUUCCAUGAAUGACAUGUCUGUCUGAUCACAAUACAAUGCUCUGUUCUCAUGGAAGGCUAUCAAGGCGAAUUCCAAACACAAUGAAUGUGCUUAGAACAAUGCAUCAUAUUCGCACACUAAAGAACAAUGUGAAUUACAACAUCUAUUUGGAGACUUAUAAAUACCUUUUCUAUUAUGCGUUGAUAUUGACAUGUAUGUGCAUUGUAAAUGUAUAUAGGUACGUGAUCUCUAGUGAUUAGACUGUUCGUAUACUGCCCUGUUGAUUUUGUUUUGUCACAUAUGGAGAAAUUCUAACCACUUUAUUAAUGAGUUUGAUAUCAGAUGAUCUUUAAGUUAUGAAUAUUCAUUCAGCACAUAACUUUGAGAAGUUAUUGUACCGCGUACAUUUGAUGGUGACUUGUCGUGUGGAAAUUAAUUUCAAAGAACAUACAAUGUAUGAAUAUUGACAACACAGUAUUUAAAACACGAAAGAAAAUAGAGAAUAAAUGAAAUACUCCUCUG